Ascochyta rabiei is the source of this 1848-nucleotide messenger RNA. RefSeq lists its product as uncharacterized. The coding region runs from base 1 to 1848 and encodes 615 amino acids. The record is from RefSeq and is a predicted model, not a curated record. NCBI's taxonomy places the organism in Eukaryota, Fungi, Ascomycota, Dothideomycetes, Pleosporales, Didymellaceae. Gene Ontology annotation, cellular component: cell tip; nucleus; cell division site. Gene Ontology annotation, biological process: carbon catabolite repression of transcription. The transcript is spliced from 5 exons. Gene Ontology annotation, molecular function: protein binding.
AUGUUCGUGCUGCCUCCGCCGCCGCGGUACCCCGUGGGCGGCUAUCCCGGUGCGCCGCCAGGACAGCUCAUCGAGACCAACAACAGCAUCAGCCACCCCACCGGCGCCGAGUAUCAAUUGGUCGUGGGAGAGGGCACCUACCUAUUACGCGACGACCUGCAUCUCGCGACCCCGCCGCCACACCCCUCCGAAGCGCCCGUCCACAACCCCAACCCGCUUGCCACGACCGUCUCGCCGCCCACCCAGGGCACCAAGCUGUCCCUCGUUGCCCUCGCGCCCCGCCAGCCGUCGUCGACGCUGCUGCACAGACUCGACACCAAGAACAGCACCCGCUCGCAGGUCCCGCCCAUCGCCGAGCACGAGUCCAACAGCCAUGCGAGCGAGACCGACUCGCAGGGCGUCAACGGCUUUGUGUCCUCGCCCCUGGACGGCCUGCGCACGCCCGUGUUCGGAGCAGACAACGCCGCCCUGAGCGUGGUCAACGGCAAAGCAUCAAAGGACCCCGCCAAGCGCAACAAGCCGAAGAACAACAUCGUCAAGAGCAAUUCGUCGUUUGUGUCCAGAGUCAUCCCGCACGAAGCCUUGACGAAGCGCCUGCAGGAGCACAACGCCAACGGCGUCUACGCCUUUGCCAACAUCAACCGCGCGCUGCAAUGGCUGGAUCUGUCCUCGCCCAUCAAGGAGGAGCACCUGACCAAGAUCCUCUUCACAAAGGCCCACGCGCUGUGCCACGACAUCAACCACGUCACAAAGGGCCCCAACCACCUCGACAUCAUCCUGGGCUUCUCCACCGGCGACAUCAUCUGGUACGAGCCCAUCUCGCAAAAGUACUCGCGCAUCAACAAGAACGGCAUCAUCAACCCCACCGCCGUCUCCGACAUUCGCUGGAUCCCCAACAGCGAGAACCUGUUCAUGGCUUCCCACAUGGACGGCAGCCUGGUCGUGUACGACAAGGAGAAGGAAGACGCGGCUUUUGUUGCCGAGGACCCGACGCCGGACGAGGGCAUGUCUGACGUGGAGAGGAAGAUCAGGCUGACCGUCAAGAAGUCGGUGCAAUCGAAGAACCAAAAGGCCAACCCUGUCUCGUACUGGCAGGUCUCGAGCUCCAAGAUCAACGCCUUCGAGUUCUCGCCCGACCGCCGCCAUUUUGCCGUCGUUUCCGAAGAUGGCUCGUUCCGAAUCAUGGACUUCCUCCGGGAAAGGCUCCUCCACCACUACAUGAGCUACUACGGCGGCAUGAUGUGCGUCUGCUGGUCGCCCGACGGCAGAUACGUCGUGACGGGAGGCCAGGAUGACCUCGUUUCCAUCUGGUCGUUGGAGGACCGCAUGCUGGUGGCGCGCUGCCAGGGACACAACUCGUGGGUCACAGGUGUGCAGUUUGAUCCCUGGCGAUGCGACGAUCGCAGCUACCGGAUAGGCAGCGUGGGAGAGGACACUCGGUUGCUGUUGUGGGACUUCAGUGUAGGCAUGCUGCACCGGCCGCGCGCAGCCUCGUUGCGACCGCGCACCAGCAUCACCUCGUCGAACCUCAAGAUGCAGCGCACACGCACCGACAGCUCUGCGGGCCGCAUGCGAUCCAACUCGAACCUCUCGUCAGGCAGCGCGCUCGAUGACGAUGAGAUUGUGCAUGCUGUUGAGCCGCGCGCACGCACCGCCAUGUUGCCUCCGGUGUUGGCGAAAUCCGUCGACGACCACCCUCUCACCUGGUUGGCCUUUGAGGAGGAUUGCAUCAUAACAUCGUGCAAAAACGGCCACAUUCGCACCUGGGACCGCCCCAAGGAGGGCUCCUCGACGGAUGAAAGCGGACACACGCGCUCGCAGACCAGCUCGAGUGCUGGUCUUUCGUAG